AAUCGACUUUUGCAAACGGAAAGAGAACGAUGCUAUUGGCUUAAUUUAAAGCUUUUCAUGUUAAACACGAUAAUCUAAAGAUAUGAAUGUCAAUUUUCAUUACUUGGUAUAUAAUCUGAUGAAUUUCGGUUUACCAAAUCAACAUUUUACUAUUUUACGACCAUACAACAAUCAUGAAAUUCCAUUCGCUCGUUUUAUUAACAAUCUCGGUUGUUUAUGGAGUUCAAGGUGCAGAUAUUACAGUAGCACCUAGGGCUGAAACAACUGACAAUCCCUAUAGUAUUUAUCCUUCAGUAGAAAAGACUGCUUCAAUCAAUGGUUUUGCUGACAAGAUUUAUGACAAGUUACCAGAAUGUGCUAAACCUUGUAUGUUUCAAAAUACUGGAAUGACCCCAUGUCCUUACUGGGAUACUGGUUGUUUAUGUAUCAUGCCUCAAUUUGCUGGUGCUAUUGGUAGUUGUGUUGCUGAUGCUUGUAAGGGUCAAGAAGUUGUUUCUGCUACAUCAUUAGCCGCUUCUAUAUGUUCCUCUGCUGGUGUUUGGGACCCUUACUGGAUGGUUCCUGCCUCUGUUUCUCAACUUUUGAGUUCUGCAGCU
Molecule: messenger RNA, 596 nt
Organism: Spathaspora passalidarum NRRL Y-27907
Lineage: Eukaryota; Fungi; Ascomycota; Pichiomycetes; Serinales; Debaryomycetaceae
Product: CFEM domain-containing protein
Exons: 1
Source: RefSeq, a predicted model, not a curated record